AUGGACAACCAAGGCGUGACUUACGCGGAACUCCAUCAUGCUAAGGGCUCAAAAAGACAGCAAGUGCAACCUAAGGGCACGAAAAGUUCCAUUUCAGUAACUGAGGAGGAGAUAGCCUAUGCAGAAUUGAAUCUUCAAAAUGCUUCUCGGGACCUUCAAGGGAAUGGCAAGAACUCUCCCUGCAAAGAGAAGCUCAUUGCCGGUAUCUUGGGAAUCCUCUGCCUCGUCUUGAUGUCCACUGUGGUAACAAUAGCUGUUAUUCCCUCUACUGAAGGACCAGAUCGGAACAAAACGUCCCUGGAAACAAGGAUCCGGAAAGCGUGUCUCUGUUGUCAUUGUCUGAAAGAGUGGUUUAUGUAUUCCAACAAUUGCUAUUACAUUAGCACUGAGGGAAAAUCGUGGAAUGAGAGUUUGACGUCUUGUGCUUCUAAGAACUCUAACCUGCUCUACUAUGAUGAUGAAGAGGACAAGUUUUUGUUGAAUUUACUCUCUGCUACUACAUGGAUUAGAGGCCUCCAGAGAAGAAAUCAUAGUUCAUCUGUGCAGCCAAAGGCCAUAACAUUUUCUUCUAACAUGUUGUCAGCAUCUUCAGAGAGUGACAAGAAGUGUCCAUAUUUCAAUUUUCAAGUAAAACCGUUUUAUGCACCCUGCUCAGUAAUAAGACCAUAUGUUUGUAAGCACAAGGCAUUCUAGUUAUUUCACUUUGGUAUAAUGUUAUUUCACCAUUUAUAAAGAAUACAUCUCUCAUUAUUUCAAAAGCCAUAUGAUUAUUUAUUCUGCAUAUUUUUAAGAAAAUGUUUUUAGUGUAA
Prionailurus viverrinus (fishing cat) is the source of this 809-nucleotide messenger RNA. RefSeq names its product NKG2-A/NKG2-B type II integral membrane protein-like. The coding region runs from base 1 to 693 and encodes 230 amino acids. The transcript is spliced from 6 exons. The record is from RefSeq and is a predicted model, not a curated record. Gene Ontology annotation, biological process: stimulatory C-type lectin receptor signaling pathway; positive regulation of natural killer cell mediated cytotoxicity. NCBI's taxonomy places the organism in Eukaryota, Metazoa, Chordata, Mammalia, Carnivora, Felidae.